AUGGCGACGUCAGACCCCAAACCCUCAGAGAAGAUCUACGCUCUCAUCAACUACGAAGACCCCUACGUCCAACCCCUUAUCAUCGCCGCACUUGAGAAGCGCUUGCCAGAAUCAUCUUAUGAGUUGAUAACAUCUCUAUCCCAACUCCCCUCCCCCUCCUCCCGCCUCCUCCAAUGGGUCCAAUACGAAUCCAUCGACUUCGACCACCUCAUUGAAAACUCCUCCAGUAGUCUCGCCAACGCCUACAUAAUUCGCAAAGCCCUAAUCCGGAAACACUACCUCAGCACCACCAUCGCCAAUUGGAUAACCAAAUACCCCGAUAGCGUACUUAAGAAACACGUCAAGCCGAGCGUGGAGUUUGAAGUCGACUACGCCGAGUUUCUGGAUGAUGCAUUGGUUGAAGCGUGGGAGUUGAAGGAGAGUUGGGCGAGGAAUGAGAGUCAAGAAGAUGAGAAGAAGAAGGAAUGGUGGAUUUUGAAACCGGGGAUGAGUGAGAGGGGGCAAGGGAUUAGGUUGUUUAGCAGUGAGGAGGGGUUGACUGGGAUUUUCGAGGAGUGGGAUCCUGAGAGUGAUGAUGAGGACGAAGAAGAGGAGGAAGAUGCGAGAAGUGAUACCGGCGCCAACAGCAGUCUCAGCAUUGGCGAGCAGGGGAAAGACGAGAAAGAGAAAGAAGAGGGAAACGGCAUCAUGACAUCCCAACUCCGCCACUUCAUCGCACAACCUUACAUCCACCCCCCGUUACUCCUCUCUCCUCCCAACGCUCCCACUCCAGAACUGCGCAAAUUCCACAUCCGCACAUAUGUCCUCGCCACAUCCGCUCUCCAAGUCUUCGUCUACCGACCCAUGCUCGCCCUCUUCGCCGCACGCCCCUACGUCCCCCCUUGGUCCGACGUGUUACAAAACGACCGCGACGAAGCCAUGCGCGCGCAUCUGACAAACACGUGUUUACAGGAGAGUGGGGAUAGGGAGGGCAGUGUGGGGUUAUUUUGGUCUCUCCCCGACUCUUUACCUACACAACCCGACCUCGGAUCUAUCAAACUAGACGCAAAGCCGGAUUGGAAAGACAAAGUAUUCGAGCAGAUCAAGGAAACGACAGCCGCGACAUUCGAAGCUGCGGCGAGGGGGAUGUCGAUUCAUUUCCAGCCGCUGCCUAACAGCUUUGAGAUUUUCGGGCUGGAUUUCAUGGUAGGGGUAGAGGAGGAUGGCGGACUGAACACGUAUCUGCUGGAGGUGAAUGCGUUUCCGGAUUUCAGGCAGACGGGGAGCGAGUUGAGUGGGAUGAUUGAGGGGCUUUUUGAGGGUGUGGUGAAUAGGGGGGUUGUGCCUUUCUUUAGGGUAAAGGGAGAGGGAGGGGACAGAGAUGACGGGAUGGUCAAGGUUUUGGAUAUUGAUCUGGGACGGCGGUGA
Alternaria arbusti is the source of this 1407-nucleotide messenger RNA. RefSeq lists its product as uncharacterized. Lineage: Eukaryota; Fungi; Ascomycota; Dothideomycetes; Pleosporales; Pleosporaceae. Bases 1 to 1407 code for a protein of 468 amino acids. Gene Ontology annotation, cellular component: P-body. The transcript has a single exon. Gene Ontology annotation, biological process: protein modification process. The record is from RefSeq and is a predicted model, not a curated record.